AUGGAAAAUAUAAGCUAUAUCCAAAUCUUCGUCUUUGCCUUAUGUACAAGCCUUCUUGUCACAACCCAAAGCCAUGGGCAUCCUGUGUUGCCAAAAACACAUGCACCCCUUUUCAUAUUUGGGGAUUCAGUCUUUGAGGUUGGAAAUAAUAACUACUUUAACACUAGUUGGCGGGCAAAUUAUUUGCCAUAUGGUGAAACCUUCUUUAAUUACCCAACUGGGAGAUUUUCUGAUGGUCGUCAAGUUCCAGACUUUAUUGCUGAGUAUGCGAAGUUGCCAUUGAUUCCACCAUAUCUACAGCCUGACAAUCAUGAAUUUUCAUAUGGUGUCAACUUUGCAUCUGCUGGAGCUGGUGCUAUGGUUGAAACUCGCCAAGGCGUGACGAUAGGCCUUCAAACUCAACUGUCAAAUUUCAAGAACAUCACUAAGUCAUUGAGGAAGAAACUAGGGAAUGAAGAAGCCAAAUCUCUGCCAAGAGCUGUUUACUUUUUUAGUAUCGGAAGCAACGAUUAUCUUUACCCGUUCUACACAGACCCAAGUGUGCUUGGAAACUACUCUCAUCAGGAAUAUGUAGACCUGGUGAUAGGCAACAUAACUACAGUAGUCAAAGGAAUCUAUGAGAAAGAAGGAAGAAAUUUUGCGUUGCUUAACCUCUGGCCUAUUGCAUGUCUUCCAUACGUAAGAGCACUUAAUCCGGAAGAAGGUGCUUGCUAUGAUGCAUUUACACCAUAUGUGAAACUACACAACAAAUCACUUCUCAAAGUCCUACAAAAGCUAGAGAAAAAACUCAACGGAUUCAGAUUCUCAGUCUCCGAUUUUAAUGAGUUUCUGACACAAAGAAUGAAUCAUCCUUCUAAAUAUGGUUUCGUGGAAGGGGAGGCGGCAUGCUGUGGAAGUGGUGUAUAUGGAGGAAUUUAUAACCGUGGAGGAAUGAAGAUUCCCAAAGAGUAUAAUUUAUGCAAGAAUGUUAGUGAAUAUGUCUACUUUGACUCUGCUCAUCCAACCGACAGGGUCUACGAACAGUUUGCCAAGAAAAUAUGGAGUGGAAAUUCCAUCACUACGCCUUACAAUCUGAAAGCUCUAUUUGAAAAUUAGAGCUAAGUAAGAUUACAGUAAAGGCAGAUGAUCCAAUAUGGUCAAUAAGCAAAUUAUAAUUUGUACUUUUUUUAAAA
Molecule: messenger RNA, 1172 nt
Organism: Prunus mume (Japanese apricot)
Lineage: Eukaryota; Viridiplantae; Streptophyta; Magnoliopsida; Rosales; Rosaceae
Source: RefSeq, a predicted model, not a curated record